CUGACUGGUCAUAGUAAACAAACUAUACGCUCACCGCUAAUUAGACGCAUUUUCAAGAAGAUUAAUGCAAAAUCGCGAAGCCCCCUACUUUUCAAUGUUCAAAGAAAAGGCAGUUUAGUGCAGCUGAUAAAUCGAUCUCUUAGUGUUGAUACCUGGACAACUUUUUAUGGCAAACAAACCGGUCGCAUCUUAAGAGCACAUAAACACAUAUAUACACAUACACACAAGCUCAGACGCUUGUGGAAUUGGACUUUAAAAUUGUUUUUAAAAAACAAAGUACACAAUCAUACUACUCGUGAUUUGUUCCUGAACUGGUAAUAUGUGAUCGAUCUGCCCUGUUUUUGGCGAAUACAUUAAUGCGGGGGUGGCAGCUUGUCCGUGUUUCAUGCAAGUGCCCAUAUAUACGUAUGUAUGUGUGCGAGUGCAUGAGGUGGUGAACUAGGAGGAACUAAAAUGUUCGCCGUUCGCGUAUCGUAAAUUUCUUUUGCAAACACAAGCCCGUGCAUAGACACUCACCCUUGGCUGGCACCGUGUUCCACUUUUGGCAACGCUGACAUCGACGCAAGCAGCGGCCCAUGUCCUGAUUUCUUCUGCGCCGUGGCAAGUGCAUCUGGGGCAGCAUCUUUCGGGCGUGUUCUUGCCCCAAUUCAGACGUGUACUGGUAGCGUGGCGCGGAUCGGAGGACUCCCGUCCGGAUGCAGCAUGCUUGAGAACGCCAUCUGCUUCUGGGUGUUCGGUCUCGUGACGCAUUCCGCUCAUAUAGCCAACUGGAAAGCCUAAAUGAUUUAACCGGGGAUCCAAGUUAAUUGAGAUGUCGUCAAGCAACGGGGGCCUUAACAGCGCCACCAAUGGCCGCAGCGGAAGUACUGGAAGUGCCAACAUUAACCUAAACAUCAAGGGAGUAGCGACUGAAUUUGCAGGAGCUGGUGCAUCCGGCACCACUGCCUCGACAAUUACUCAUAAAACCCUGCCAGACUUAAAGACGCAACGAAGUCAUAGUGCCUGCCAUGCCCAUGACACACUUUCUGGUAUUCGACGAGUUGCUCAGCCCGAAAAGGUUUCCGAGAAAGUAUUUAGCUAUGCUCCUCCGCAAAGUCAGGAAAUGGGCAAAGAUCCUAGGGAGGGCUACCUUGUGUACUGCGAGGGUCGGCUACAUUCAGGACAACUGCAGUCGUUAAUUGUUCAUAUGGUGCCCACACACGAAUACUAUCCGGAUGAGGGGUUUAUAUUUGCUUUCCUUCUUAGCGCCAGGCUUUUCGUACGUCCCUACGAGCUGUUAGCGCAGAUUUCGCAGACCUGGGAGAAGCAACAGCAAGAGGCAGGUUUGGAGAGCGAUGUUGUGGAUGAUGCAGGACAAGUUGCUACCCGUCCGCUGUUGCUUAACAUUAAUUCGGCUUCACCGCUUACUCACCGGAAGGGAUCGACGGCAACGACCGUGAUUACGUCGGAGCUGGAGCCUCGGCCAUUGCAGCGAACUGCCACACAGCGCUCGGCCCAGCACUGCAUACAGCUGCUUUCGGAGUGGAUUGAAAUUUUCCCUUACGACUUUAGAGAUGAGCGUUUAAUGCAACAGGUGCGCAUUUUAGCAAGAAAAUGUGUAUACAUCGACAACUCGCUAGGCAAGAAUGUGUCGCGAAUUCUCCAACUUCUCGUUUCCCGGCUGACAGCUCUAGAGCAGUACGAGGAGUUCCUGCAGACUCUCAGCGCCGAGGAAUCCCAGAGUCAGCAACAACAACAGGCGCAACAACAACAAAACCACCACCACUUACAUAAUCCAUUUCAAAAUUUCCUGGGAACCUCUUCUCAAGCCAACGGAUCAUUGUCUGCAGCUUUUGCUAUUGGUGCUUCGAACACCUCCAGUGCUUAUUCCUCGACCUCAUCUAAUCCAAACUCCACCACACCUCUAUCGGACGAAGUUUUUGGUAUCAUGGAUAUUUGUCAGAGCUGUGCCAUCCUGGCACACCAAUUAACAGCCAUCGAACUGGAGCGCCUAUCGCACAUCGGGCCGGAAGAGUUCGUCCAAGCUUUCGCAAAGGAAUAUCAGCAGCAGGCAAAAGAAGGCGUAAAAGCUAGAAACUGUGGUGGUUCGAUAAAUGAUUUAAAGAAAACUAGGAACUUGGAGUCGUAUGUGCAGUGGUUUAAUAGGCUUAGUUAUUUGACUGCUAGUGAAAUUGUUAAGUACCCAAAAAAGAAACAGCGAGUACGCAUCAUUGAGUAUUGGAUCGAAACGGCUAGGGAAUGCUUUAACAUCGGCAACUUUAACAGUCUGAUGGCCAUAAUAGCUGGACUAAACCUGGCACCCAUAAGCAGACUUAAGAAGACAUGGGCCAAAGUGCAAUCAGCAAAGUUUUCGGUGCUGGAACAUCAAAUGGAUCCAACAUCGAACUUUAACAGCUAUCGCUCCACACUCAAAGCUGCAAUGUGGCGGUCUGAAGGUGCCACAGAAGAACGCGAACGAAUUAUCAUUCCAUUUUUUAGUUUAUUUGUUAAGGACCUGUACUUUUUAAACGAAGGCUGUUCGAAUCGGCUGCCAAACAAUCAUAUCAACUUUGAAAAGUGCUCACAGUUAGCCAAACAAGUAAUGGAGUUUAACGAGUGGAAAAAGGUUAACUGCCCCUUUGAAAAACUUCCGAACGUUAUUGCUUACCUACAGCAUAGUGUUGUGCUUAACGAAACCACUCUUUCAAUGGCCUCCUUUGAAUGCGAGACUCCAGAAAAUACCGAGGAGAAGGACCGCUAUAAGACUGUUAAAGCGGAGACGAAGCAGCAGCUACUUCAGCAGCUGCAUGAGCAGCAACAGCAGCCGCACUAACAACUACGUAGAGAUUAAGCUACAUAUAAGCUUGCCAUGAUUAUUUUCGGGGAAAGAAUUGGUUAGACUAAGUAAAUGAAUAUGUUAAGGAAAGGUCACUCAUCCUUUCGCACUCUCAUGUCCCUUUCUAUGAAAAGCUUGUGAAGCUAGUAACUUACGUGUCGUAUCUUGUCAUUAUUUUUUUUCCAGAGGUGUGAAACCUUACAUAUAUUUCAUUUGCCGAAAUCUUUACCGUUUGAAGGCGGUGAGAUCUAUCGGGAUAAAACAACUCUAAUAUUUUACUAUGCCGUUUAAUAGUAAGGGAAUCGCGUAUGUACUUAAAUUAUUGCAAUAUGCAUAUGAAACGCAUUUUAUUAUUAAAGCAUUAAACUCGGUAUUACCAAAAUCAUAUAUGAUGUUAUAGUUUAUGUAUAAUUCAUUUGACAAAGCAGUAUGAGUGCGCGCUAUAUGUAAGUGAUCAGUAUUUAUUUUUAUAUUUAUACAAAAUUUUAUAGAUAAAUGAAAUAUUUUUGGUUUUCUCCUAUCAGUCCGGAAUGAUUUUUUUAUGAGGCUUUUGCGCUUCUGCAAUAUAACAUAUAUCGCUUAACAAAAUUUCGAAUGUUUAGAGAACCACAUUAACCCAUCAACAACCGGGCACCUUAAGGUAGCUACAAACCAUGCUUCAUUUUUGAUACGAAUUUUUGUUUUUAAUUAAGCAUUUUAGUAUGAUAAGAAAUAAAAUCAUGAAAAUACCAGCUGUAAAGUGGCUUAAAAUAACACAAUUAAAGCGUUUUCGAACAAAAUUUCAACAAA
Drosophila bipectinata is the source of this 3604-nucleotide messenger RNA. RefSeq names its product ras-GEF domain-containing family member 1B. The record is from RefSeq and is a predicted model, not a curated record. NCBI's taxonomy places the organism in Eukaryota, Metazoa, Arthropoda, Insecta, Diptera, Drosophilidae. Gene Ontology annotation, molecular function: guanyl-nucleotide exchange factor activity. Gene Ontology annotation, biological process: Ras protein signal transduction; positive regulation of GTPase activity. Gene Ontology annotation, cellular component: plasma membrane.